Molecule: messenger RNA, 603 nt
Organism: Micromonas commoda
Lineage: Eukaryota; Viridiplantae; Chlorophyta; Mamiellophyceae; Mamiellales; Mamiellaceae
Exons: 1
Biological process (GO): peptide metabolic process
Cellular component (GO): membrane
Molecular function (GO): protein binding; catalytic activity
Source: RefSeq, a predicted model, not a curated record
AAGUCCUUGGGGCAGGUGGCCGGGAUCGUGACGGAGCCGGACGGGCGGCACGCGUGGGCGUUUCACCGCGGGCGACGCCUCUGGGACGGCGACAGCUUCGACCCGUCGACGCACAAGAUGAAAGAUUUAGAGUCGCCCAUCGCCGAGAACACGAUCGCGCGAAUCGAGCUGGCGACGGGAAAGAUCGUCAAAUCGUUCGGCGCGAACGAGCACUACAUGCCGCACGCCAUCACGCUCGGUCCCGACGGCGACGUCUGGGUCACCGACUGCGGCCUGCACCAGGUGAUCCGAUACAACGCCAGCGACGGAGCGCGGGUCGCAGAGUACGGUAAAAAGUUGAUCCCGGGUAAGGGCAAGGACGGCUUCUGCAAGCCGACGCAGGUGGCCGUCGCGGAGGAUAACUCGUUCUGGGUCAGCGACGGGUACUGUAACGGCAGGGUGGCGAGGUUCGACUCGCGCGGCGAGUACGCGGGCGAGUUUAAACCCGGCACGGAUGGGGACUCGACGACCGGGUUCGAGGUUCCCCACGCCAUCGAGCUCGACAGCCGAGACUCCACCCUGUACGUCGCCGACCGGGAGCGUUCGAGGAUAACCGCGCACUCC